Talaromyces marneffei is the source of this 3516-nucleotide messenger RNA. RefSeq lists its product as uncharacterized. The record is from RefSeq and is a predicted model, not a curated record. NCBI's taxonomy places the organism in Eukaryota, Fungi, Ascomycota, Eurotiomycetes, Eurotiales, Trichocomaceae. The transcript is spliced from 9 exons. Bases 1 to 3516 code for a protein of 1171 amino acids. Gene Ontology annotation, biological process: glycerophospholipid catabolic process. Gene Ontology annotation, molecular function: glycerophosphocholine phosphodiesterase activity; protein binding.
AUGAAGUUCGGUCGCAAUCUUCCCCGAAACGUUGUCCCAGAGUGGAGCUCCUCAUACAUCAAUUACAAAGCUUUGAAAAAGCUCAUCAAAUCUGCUUCCAAUGCCCAGGAAGCAAAGGAUGAUGUCGACCUCGUUGGCUUCUUCUACUCGCUCGAUCGAAAUCUCGAGGACGUAGACCACUUUUAUAAUAAAAAGCUGGCCGACUUUACGCGACGUCUCAAAAUCUUGGAAGAUCGGUUUGGAAACUCGCUGGCUGCUGGACAAGCUCUGGAUGCAGAUGACAUUGGAGACCUUGUCACUGCUCUUCUGGAGCUUCGGGGACAGCUUCGUAAGCUGCAAUGGUACGGUGAGGUCAAUCGCCGUGGCUUCAUAAAGAUCACCAAGAAGCUCGACAAGAAGAUCCCAGGAGCUCAAGCACAGAAGCGAUACCUCGCGGCAAAGGUGGAUCCUGCACCGUUCGCAUCUAAUGCUCAACUCACCCAAGCAACUACCAAGAUUAAUGAGUGGCUUUCCAUCCUUGGAGACCGAAAGGUUUCAGACGAUACCGAUUCCGUCAAGUCUUUGACUUUAUCAAAAGUUCCCUCUAGGCCAACCUUGAACUUGCCCCCCACUUUGCUCUCAGCCGUCGACGCAGCGCUGCGAAAGGACGAUACCUCGGCUUUGUCAGAGCAACUCGAAAGCUUGAAAGCCUUUGCCAACGAGCAAGGGGAACUUGUAUAUCCCAUGUUUCAGAAGAAUCUUUUGCAACGCGCAAUUGCUUGUCGGGCCAGAUCCUCCAUCGACCUCUUGCUAGGAGACAUUGAUUCACUAGAAGAGGAGGAUGACAUCAACAAGCGAAACUGUAUUCACCGACUUGUGAUAUCUAUUGGCAGGGCUCAAAGCACUUCAGAUAUCGAUCCGUCUGGAACCGUGUCAUUGGAUUACCCAGAGGAAAGCACCUAUAUUACCCCUGCUGCCGCACCAAGCUUGCAGCCUCCGCGAAACGUCGUAAAGGAAGCUCAUCAAAAGCAGCUGUUGACUAGAGAUGAUGAAGCAGUCUCCCUCUUACAAUAUUUAUUGGAUCAUCUCCGCCCGCAUCAACAACGUGGACUACUGGCUCGGGAUCUUUCUGGCAGAACUCCUCUCCAUUAUGGUGCCCAGUACGGAUUCAGAGUUGUUUGUGAAAUUAUUAUUGAACAUCUCAAGCAAUGGAAUAUGUUCGAUGUAUCUGAGGGUAUAGACGGCCCUAACUGGCAAGAUUCGGAAGGCUGGGCCCCUUUACAUCUCAGUGUUGUUGGUGGACAUCCAUUGACAACCAAAGCUCUUUUACAAGCGGAAGAGGAAUCUAAGGGUGCAUCCCAGGAGGGAAAGAGAAACGCUAUCAGAAAACACAUUUCUAAAUCCAGUGCCGUCUUGGCUAUGGCGGUUAAGGCAAACUUUGUUGAUAUUGUUCAGUUGCUGGUUGAAGCAGGAGUCGACAUUAAUUAUCAAGACGAGCAGGGCGAAACAGCCCUACAUGUUGCCGCUCGGUUCAAUCAUAGUCAAUGUGCAAAGCUGCUUUUAGAUGGAACUGCAGACCAGAAAGCCAAUACGGAAUUGGCGGAAACCACUUACUCAUGGACACCACUGUUCGUUGCAUGUGUGGAUGGUGCUUUGGCUGUUACGGAGCUGCUUAUCAAGGCAGGAGCUGAUCUGGAAAGGCCAGACUCGUCAGGGUGGACUGCAAAGGAACACGCAGCUCUUCGAGGCCAUUUGGAGAUUGCCAAACGCUUGGCUGAAGUUACCAAGCCUCCUUCGCUUGAAGAGACUGAUGGUUCCAUAACAGUACCAGCGCCCACAUCAUCACCUCCUCUAGGAUCGUUGGCCGAUCGCAGAUCCAACAUCAAUACUACUUCUUCUCCAAAUUAUAGUUCUCGAUCUGUGGAACCUCUCAAGACUUUCGGACACAGGUAUCUCACCGACGAAAGCAUGAUUCUAGUUAGUUUGGGAACCAUGGAUAUGCGAAAGACAUCUCCUCCGGUGAGCCUGGACCGUAUACCUAUUACUAGUGCACAUACCACUCAACUCGACACUGCACUGUCUGUCGUGGUAUCUGCUAGCGGCGCCCAUGGUGAACCAGAGAUUAUCGAUCUUCCAGUUCAAGACAGCAUCGUCACCGAGCCAAUAACUUUCUAUUCUAAAGAUUUCACCAGCGUCAGGCUCCUGUUUGAUUUGGUCCCUACUUAUGCAGGCUCCACCAACCGGAUUGUGGGACGAGGUGUAGCAUUACUCUCAAGCAUCAGGCCAUCAGUCGGCUCCAACCGUAUUAGUCUGCAAGGCGAUAUAACGGUGCCCAUAAUAGCCGCCAACACUCUUGAAGUGAUUGGAACUUUGACAUUCAACUUUCUCGUCGUCACUCCGUUCAGCCAUCCCAAGAUGUCUCUCAAUCAUGACCAGACAUACUGGAAAACAGUCACCGCACCCAUGGUGAUCGGUCACCGAGGUCUUGGUAAGAACUUUGCAAGCCGAAGGUCUCUUCAACUGGGAGAGAAUACUGUUCAGUCAUUUAUCGCUGCUGCAAAUUUGGGUGCAUCAUAUGUCGAGUUUGACGUCCAACUCACCAAAGAUCACGUCCCCGUCAUUUACCAUGACUUUUUAGUCAGUGAGACAGGCAUCGACGCCCCCGUUCACACUCUUACCCUAGACCAAUUCCUUCAUCUUAACGAUGCACAAUCACCACGAAUGGAAGCCGUCGGCGCAGAUGCAUCACAACGCCCGCGUGCAAUGUCCGUUGGCGAGGCACUUAUUGAUCCCGCGGCCCUGAGUGAAAAAAUGAAACAUACGCGUGACUUCAAGGCGAAAGGUUUCAAGGGCAAUACUCGAGGUAAUCAUAUUCAAGCGCCGUUUGCUACUCUGGAGGAGCUAUUCAGGAAACUCCCCAAGUCUGUGGGAUUCAAUAUUGAGAUGAAAUAUCCCUCACUCUACGAAAGUGAAGCAGAGGAAAUGGACACCUAUGCAGUCGAAGCCAACUCGUUUGUCGACACUGUCCUGGAAAAAGUCUAUGAAUUGGGCGAAGGCCGAAAUAUGAUUUUCUCCAGCUUCAACCCUGAUAUCUGCCUGCUUUUGUCUUUCAAGCAGCCUUCAAUCCCAGUCCUCUUCUUGACCGAUGCUGGUAGUAGUGAGGUUGGAGAUAUUCGCGCAAGCAGUCUCCAAGAAGCCAUCCGUUUCGCAUCUCGCUGGAAUUUGUUGGGUAUCGUCUCUACCGCGGAGCCAUUUGUCCUCUGCCCACGACUUGUACGUGUCGUCAAAGAAUCAGGACUCGUUUGUGUUUCAUACGGAACAGAGAACAAUGACCCCGAAAAUGCCAAGCUCCAAGUGACAAACGGCAUUGAUGCAGUUAUCGUCGAUUCCGUCCUUGCCAUUAGAAAAGGAUUGACAACAGCUCCCCCAUCGAGUUCAGCCUCGCCCUUGAGUUUUGCGCAAGCAUCGUCCACCCAGACACUGCAACCACCUGCUGAUAUUAGCACGCUUGAUAAACCAAGCCAUAUAGAUCUAUGA